AUGUAUUUUCCUGACGCUGUAUCUCGACUGCUGUCUGAAUCCGACUCCAAGGGUCUAGACGAUGUCUUCCCAUCGGCUGAUGCGACGAGUGAACUAAACGAUGCAUUCCGACUUGCCCUCAACACCGUCGUGGACAACCUAGGGAGCGACACUUCGUCACCGCCAACUACGCCUACCCCCGAGACGCCUCCUCCCGGAACUCCCCCGUCUUCCCUCUUCUUGACUCUCGACCAUCUAAUUUUAUGGAACGAUGUCUACGAAACGCCUAUCGACUGGGAGAACGCCCCUCCACUGUUGGACAAGACGCACCAACCUAGCUUGAAGGACGAAAUUGAUGUCCUAUCUUUGCUUCCCUACACACCACCCCCGACUUCUCAGCCCGAACGGCUAUACCGCACGGACCAACUGAGUCAGGUUGCUCCUCACCUACCCCAGCUACCACCACCACCACCGCCUGCUCUCGAAUCGCCCAAAGUGGUAAAGCGUCCUCGAAAGGUCACCGCAUAUGCUGGUAAUAUGUCCACGUUCAGCGUCGAUAACUCUAGCUCAGAGGUGCGCUAUAGACGUACUAAGAAGCUGACGCCGAAGCGCCCUCUAUCGGAGCUGCCGGUGGUCACACCGGAUCGCGAAUACUACCCUGCACCGAAGUUGAACGCCGAACCUCCCCCUGGCCAGCUGAACGCGGAUGAGUCUCUCUUCGGCUACUAUCGCACACCAGUGGUGGUGACGGAGAGAAAAGAGGAAAGGGAGACGAAGGAAGAGGAACCUGACAUCGUACUCAUGGGCUUCGGUCACGUUCAGAGGCCUGAUGUCCCAGCGUCGAAUCUGAAUUCGAGCGGCGUCACCAGAACAGCACCAGCUUGCACGACCGACGAGACGAGUCACCAGGGCCGCAAGAGGGGGAGAGACGACGAUAGUCAGGGCCUAGAGAACGCGAAGAGGCCGAAGAUACAAUCCAGCUCGUCCUCGAUGAAGAGGACAAAACAGCAGAAACAUAGACACACAUCGGGAGUGGACACCACGGGGGCUACCAACUCGCUACAUGCGAGGUAUGCUUCUGGUCUCCCUCCUUCACUCGGGGGAACGGGAGCGGCAGAAACAGACGGCGCCUCCGCGAUGGGAGACGCCUUGGGGGAGGGCAUUCGAGGAGGACAGGCCGAUAUCGAGAAGGAAAGAAGGAUCCGGGACGGGCAUGUAGCAUGGUGGCCUGAUUUCGAUGCUCUCUAUUUGAGUUUUACCUUCGACUUGCCAUAUGGCCACACGGGGUGA
Molecule: messenger RNA, 1269 nt
Organism: Coniophora puteana RWD-64-598 SS2
Lineage: Eukaryota; Fungi; Basidiomycota; Agaricomycetes; Boletales; Coniophoraceae
Exons: 4
Coding region: 1-1269 (422 amino acids)
Source: RefSeq, a predicted model, not a curated record